Molecule: messenger RNA, 735 nt
Organism: Dovyalis caffra
Lineage: Eukaryota; Viridiplantae; Streptophyta; Magnoliopsida; Malpighiales; Salicaceae
Source: the annotation of a GenBank genome assembly
AUGGCUAGAACCUCUCAAGACUCCUCCAAGAGACACUUCCACUGGACCAAAAAGGUUGGAAACGAAGACGAUGAAGUUCCAAUUUUUAAGUCCUCUUCAAAGACUAACGAAGAAGAAAAGAGGGAAAAUGUUAAGAGCCAUGUUGCAACGCCAACCCCAAAGAAAAAACUACCAGCAAUAGCAGUUGCUAGACUCCGAUCCGUUGUUGCAGCUCUUGGUAAGAACCGAUCCAACCUUCCACUGGGGCUUGGAUCCCGAGUUGUUGGCACACUUUUUGGAUAUCGCCGGGGUCAUGUCCAUCUUGCAUUUCAAAGGGAUCCCAAUUCAUCUCCGGCUUUCCUUAUCGAACUUGCUACACCAAUAAGUGGAUUGGUUAGAGAGAUGGCAUCUGGGUUAGUCAGAAUUGCAUUGGAAUGUGACAGAGAGAAAGGAGAGGAAAAGAAAGCUGUGAGAUUGCUGGAGGAGCCAAUGUGGAGGACUUAUUGCAAUGGCAAGAAAUGUGGUUUCGCUACAAGGAAGGAAUGUGGGCCUAAAGAGUGGAAGGUAUUGAAAGCUGUAGAGCCAAUUUCAAUGGGUGCGGGUGUUUUGCCAGGUUGUUCAGCUGAUGGCGAACUCAUGUAUAUGAGAGCCAAGUUUGAGAGAAUUGUGGGGUCUAGAGAUUCCGAGGCUUUCUACAUGAUGAAUCCUGAUAGCAACGGAGCUCCUGAGCUCAGUGUCUAUUUGCUUAGAGUCUAA